CGUUGAAUGUGAUAGGUGUUCUCCGACCCCCUGACAGUACUUACACCCAUCCAUCCAUACGGUAUUGUGACCCUGCAUUGUCAUCAUGAGUCUCGCUUUCAUCAACGCAAUCGAGGCUAAAGAAUCCCAUGCGGACGCGGUAUGGGACAUUGCUUGGACCACCGCUGAUACGGUUUUGUCUGCGUCUGCAGACGGAUCUGUACGCCAGUGGGACAUCUCUUCCGGCGAGACAUCCGCAUCUCGCCCUCCUCACACGCUAGCAAUUACCUCUCUUUCUGCUUCUCCGGAUGGAUCGCGUGCGCUAUACAACAGCUUAGAGGGAACAACGUCACUAUGGGACAUACAAGGAGACGCGUUAAUCGGCACACAUAAGAGCUUCGAUCGUUCGGUGCCGGGAGCUGAGGCGUCUUGGUCUGUCUCGCUGAACCCAAAAGGUGGCACAUAUGCAGGAGCAACAGGGACGGGGAACGUGCAUAUAUACUCGGCCGAACCAGACUCAUUCGGCGAGCGUCAAGGCACGCUCACGACAGGGCGGGGCAAACACGGCAUGUACUGUAAGCAUAGUCCAGAUGGUGCUAGACUUGCACUCGCGAGCGAAACCGGCCAAGUCUUCCUUUUCGACCUUGCUUCCGGAUCCUUGACUGCAUCCUACUCCACGCACGUCUCCGCUGUGCGGUCGUUAGCAUGGUCUUAUGACUCGCAACUGCUUCUUACCGCAUCGGAAGACAAGCGUCUUAUUCUACAUGAUGUUCGCAUUGGGGCGUCUGGGAAGCCUGGUGCAGGAGCGGUCGCUACGCUCGCGGGGCACUCAUCAUGGGUCCUUAGCACGGAUAUUUCACCAGAUAUGAGACUCGCCGCUUCUGGGUCUGCCGACAAGACAACCAAAAUAUGGGAUCUUGCAUCUCGAACAGCAGUAUGCACGCUUCAGGAGACUGGCGAGGUAUGGUCGGUAUCAUGGCGACCGAAGCCCCCGGCCCCGGGAAGCGCAGGAGCUCUUGUGACUGGUGGAGAGGACGGUGUUGUUCGUUGGUGGCGAGGUGCCGGUGGCGCCUGAGUAGGGAAGUGUGGAUUAUGGACUUCAUUUCACUUGGCAGUAAGACUCUACGCCCGAAAUUUUGGAUGAAGUGUUUCGUCCACCUCUUG
This is a messenger RNA of Coniophora puteana RWD-64-598 SS2, 1143 nucleotides long. Its product is annotated as WD repeat-containing protein 61. NCBI's taxonomy places the organism in Eukaryota, Fungi, Basidiomycota, Agaricomycetes, Boletales, Coniophoraceae. The transcript is spliced from 7 exons. The record is from RefSeq and is a predicted model, not a curated record. Gene Ontology annotation, molecular function: protein binding. The coding region runs from base 86 to 1054 and encodes 322 amino acids.